UUUUUUGUCACAAUACUCUUAAUAUAUGAAGAUUAUUAGUUUUUGAGGUAAAUUUCGGUCGAAAUACUUUAGUUUGAACACAAAAAUCGUAAAUUAAUUUUGGCUUCCUAUAACGAUACAUACAAUUUGGCGUUGUUGUUCACUGAUAUUUCAGUUCAUACAUUCGAUAAUAGAUGUCGCCCACUUUGAAAUUUUCGCGAAUAGUUAUUCACAAACUGGCAACCCUGAAUCAGGGUCAACUGUCAACCUCUAACACUCUAACCUAACUUAAUAGUUUUGUCAAUAUUUUUGUUUUCAUUCCCAAAUUUCUCAUUCAUAAAAACUACUAAGCUAAGAAAAUACUACUCUACCCUUAUAUUGUGAUUUUUUAUUUAUUCUUCAAGAAUUUUUUCCAUUUAAAUUUAUUUAUUUUUAAUUAUUUUAACGUGGCAAAAGUCCAAAUCCAUCAAAACCAUGUACUCAAAAAGUCAAAGAGAGCCUGACGAUGGGCCUGCAGAGCUGGAAAGUCAAUUCAUUCUGAGGCUACCUUUGGAACCAGCCAAAGUCCUUCGUGACGCCCUCCGUAACUCAGAACCCCUUAAAGACAGGUUCUCCAUCAAAAUCGAAGACGAUUUGCGUCACACCGAAGUCCGCCUCGACCAGUGGUUGUUUCCAGGCAAAGUAGUAGACCUACCAACAGUCAUCGAAACCCUGAAAACCAUCGACAACAAAAACUUUUACAAAACGGCCGAUUUGUGUCAGAUGCUGUUGUGCAAAGAGGAAGAGGAUCAGACCACUGACGAAGAGUGCACGCAAAAAAAGAAAAAAGACUCCAACAAGGUUGACAAAAAGUAUUUGUGGCCUCACGGAAUCACGCCGCCUACAAAAAACGUACGCAAGCGCAGAUUUAGGAAGACUUUGAAGAAAAAAUACGUCGAAGCUCCAGAAAUUGAAAAAGAAGUCAAAAGAUUGUUGAGGCACGACAACGACGCUGUCAGCGUCAAGUGGGAAGUUAUCAACGAAGAUGACGAAAAUAAGGUCAACAAAGGGACUGUUGUCAUUAAAAAAGAAGUCAUUGAUAGCGAUUUACAACCCAAAGUGGCCGAAGAUGACAUCUUUGGUGGAGCUGUCAGUGAUUCUGACGAUGACGAUGCUCAUUUGAAUGUGUUAGAUGUUAUUGAUGAGAACAGUCAGAAUAGUAAUGAUGAUAGUCAUUUGACUGAUUCAAAUUCUGUCAUGAACAAUUCAGCAGAUCAAAAACUUGUCACCGAAUUCACUAGUGACAUGUUUGAAGCCUCCAGCUCUAUGCUGCAAGAUGUAGACUACUACGGCCAUUCUUCAUCAAACAUCACAUACUCUGAUCAAACGUUGAGCUUCGUCGAACCCACCUUAAAUAAAGACUCCAUUGAGGCCAAGCUGGAAGACUUAACAUUGGAAUUGAACGAUAUCAAAACUCGUAGGGUUGAGCAGGAGAUGAAGAUAGAGAGUAUUGAAAAUUUGACUUUGAGGCAACGUUUUCAGUCCAAUGUUGAACGUUUGCUGCAAGAGCAAAUUGAGAAGGAACAUGAUAUUUAUGAGAUGCAAGAUCUAAUGAAACAAUUUGAUUAAUAAUUGAAGUUUUCUUAUUUACUUUAUUUUUUUUAUUAUUUACAAUUAUGUAUAGUCUUAUAUCUGACACUUAGGUAGGUAUAUCAUAAUGAAUGUAUUUUUGCAAGUGCAAUUUUUUUUAUUAUUUAGUUAUUAGUCUAUUUAUUAUUAUUGUUGCUAGAUCAUUCUUUUUUUUCUUCUCUUAAUCUUAGGGUUAACUUCAAAAUAUACCUACUUUUUUUCUGCACCAGGCAUUUAGGUAGUAACAAUUUGUAAAAUUUUGCUGCGGAAUCUUGGAAAAUUGAAAUCUAUGGUUGGAAAAAGUACAAUUUAUUUCUACUAGUUUUGCUCUAUAUUUUAUUAACAUGUCAUUAUUAAAUCACAAAUAUAAAACCUGCCUAAUUUCUUUAAGGUUCAGUUUAUU
Molecule: messenger RNA, 1990 nt
Organism: Ceutorhynchus assimilis (cabbage seed weevil)
Lineage: Eukaryota; Metazoa; Arthropoda; Insecta; Coleoptera; Curculionidae
Source: the annotation of a GenBank genome assembly